GUGAGCGUCCUCAUUCAAAAGAACAGGCCGCCAUGUUUGUUUACCUUAUUCAUCUACUGUGAGUAUCGCGUGAGAGCGGAGCUACUAGCAUCUCCAUGGAAACGCACAUAGCCGAACCUCAACCGUGAAAGACACACGCAGUUACACCAGUUUACAGUACACAUGGACGGGCUGUGAGGAGUCAGAGGCCUGUUAUCCACGUGUACGAGUGCACAUCUGUGCUGUGUGGGGCGCAGCGUACCCCACAACCUUGUUAUGGUCCGCUACACGGUUAGCUAGAGGCUAUCUAUAACCGCUUCUUGUUUAUUUAUCUAUGUUACAAGAGGGACACAUUCCCAUCACCAUGGCUGUAUCAGUAGAGGAGGUUUCUUCGUCCCUUGUGCGGGAAUUUCUGAGUCGAAAGGGACUCAAGAGGACGAUUGCCUGUAUGGAUGAAGAACAUCCACGCACAGAAGCCAGUAUCAACAACAGGUCACACUUGAGGCAGAUCCUCAACAUGGAGGGUCUCUACAGAAAGAAUAAAGUUCAGAACGCCCCUUUGAAGACAUUGCUGGAGAUUAUUGUAAAGUAUCACAUCAAGGACCUUAACAAUGACAAGGUCACAAGCAACGAAUAUGAACCCCUGAAGUCUGAACGAACCACCAGCUCGAUAGCUAAUUCUCCUGCAGUCGCACAAGCAGUGAUGAAUGACACAGAGGAGAGUACAGCAGCUUUUGUUGUCAGCAAACACGCCAAAUUAAGGUCUGAUAUAGAAGACAUCUACCCUCCUCAGCCUAUAUUUGCACCAUUAUUGCCUGAGACAGACAGGCUGUCUGGUCGUAGUCAAACAGGUUUCUGGGCUGGAGACCCAAAAGACCAGCCACUGGUGGAUACCUUGCAGGACUCCAAGAGUUUCAUCAGAAGAGAGCCAGAAAAAAUCUCCAUCACUGAGAGCACCCACAAGAGCAGAACAAAUCGCAUUAGACGUGGCAUGAUGGCUGGACCAAUAGCUAGCACACCUCAGGAAUCAAACAAAAAAAGACAGAAUCGAAGGGUAGAAGUGUCCCAGCCGCUGCUCGUAAGAGACGAAGGAAACAGACAGUCUAAGGAUGGAUUAUUAUUAGUGACUGGCGUACAUCAGAAAAGCUUAGAAAGUGGCCUAACUGAAGUCAGCUCAGCUGACCGUGCAAGAGGGCGACGGGAGAUGUGGAGUGCUCCUGAAAGAGUGCAGAGGGAAAACAGCUUUGAAAAAGUGGGACAAGACCUACUGAAGACUAGAAAGGUGAAGUCUUUGCCCAUCCCAAAUGUGGCCGAUCUGGAUGUGUCUGAGAUGGUUUUAGAUGAUGUUGAUGAUGACGACGAUCUACAAGAACUCUCCAAAGUGGCCUUUCAGAAAACCAUCACAGAGCACAGCUUUGCUGGUCGUCCAAUGGACCAACACACUGCCAUGGAAUUGAAAGCGGUUCUUCUUGGUUCCAGCCUAAAUUGUUUCAGUGUUGAGUGGAGAAAUCAGGGUUUUACAUUCUCAGAAACGCAUGACCUGAGAUACGGAAUUGUGCAGAAAAAGGGUGGUCCUUGUGGAGUUCUGGCAUCCAUCCAAGCUUUUGUUCUAAAGAAACUACUGUUUGAAAACAUCAAAAGCAGUGGCACAGGCCUUCAGAGGUUAAGACCUUCCAACACUACCAGAAGAAGGUGUCUUGUUUUAGCUGUGGCUGAAAUCCUGUGGAGGGCUGGAGAAGAAAAACAAGCUACAUUUGCAAUAAAUUCAGGGAGAAAUCAUUUCACCCCAACCGGACACUACAGGUCUCAAGGAGUGCUUGAAAAGAUCACAUGUUUCACCGUGGACAACAUCAACGACCUGCAGUUGCUUCUGGAGCAGCAUAUUGAGCAGUUUGAGUCCGGGGUCUUAGGAUGUAUACUGCUGACCAUAUCUGCCGUUCUCUCUCGAUCCAUUGACAAAGUAAGAGAGGAUAUGGAUGUGCCCACCACUACGCUCAUCGGAGCUCAUGGCUACUGUACUCAGGAGCUGGUCAACCUGUUGCUCUGUGGAAAAGCAGUUUCCAAUGUCUUCGACAAUGACAUGCAGUUGGACUCUGGCAAUGGCAACAUAACUCUGCUCAAAGGAAUCAAAGGCCAGUGUGACAUUGGCCUGCUGUCCUUAUUUGAACAUUAUAACAUCUGCAAGGUUGGAGCUUAUCUGAAGACUCCCUGUUACCCUAUCUGGGUGGUGUGCAGUGAAAGCCACUUCAGUGUGCUGUUUGGCCUGCAGAGGGAGCUGUUGUCCAAUCAGGACAAAGGUCUGGAGUUUGACCUCUACUAUUACGAUGGACUGGCCAAUCAGCAGGAGGAGAUCCGCCUCACUGUCUCUGUUGGCAAAUCGGCCCUGAGCUGUCAGGAGAGCGACACUGAUCUCAUUCCUCCUCUGGAGCACUGUAUUCGAACUAGGUGGAAAGAUGCAUUAGUCAAUUGGAAUGACACUGAGCCUAUUCUCUGACACGGUUUGAUGUUAUUUACAGUACGACAAGGACAAUUAAACAACAAACAUUUUGCAAGUUUUCAACAUAUUAUAUUGUUAUUUCUUUAUAUUUAGCCAUAUAUUUUAGCAUAACCAUGGUUCACGCGUGCCUGUAAGUUAUACAUCACGCAAUAUAUGUGUAGCUGGAAAGGUUUGAGACCAUACUGGAAUAUGGUAUAUCAUUUCAUCCAUAAACACUGCCUUCAUUGCCUGCAAAAUUAUAUCAGUGAGAUGAUGUGUUUUUAAAAGGUUUAGCAAUAUACUUGAGGUAACUUUGUCUUAAAAUGUACAUGUCUGGAGAAAUACUUGUUGGUGAAAUGUAUAUAUCGUAUAGAUACCGUAUUGACCACAGUGGCCUUUUACUCUAGACCUGUACAUUUUACAUACAGAGAUAACAGAUCAAUGUCCACAUUUUAUAUUAAAUUAUUAGCAUUUCCCUGCCUAUUAGAGAUGAAAUGAAUAUGUGAUAUUUUAAUCAAGAGAACGGUUGACUUUUGUUGUAUGUUACUUGUAAUUCCCAGAAAUCAGAAUUGCCUUGUAUUACAUGUGCACAAUUUAAAUUAGAUAAUCUGUUAAAGAGAUUAAAUUCAAUAAAUACAGAUGUGUGUGUGUGUGUGUGUGUGUGUGUGUGUGUGUGUGUGUGUGUGUGUGUGUGUGUGUGUGUGUGUGUGUGUGUGUGUGUGUGUGUGAGAGAGACAGUCAGUCAGUCAAAGAGAGUGAACACUAUACUAAAUUGCUUGUAAUUGCUCAGAUGAAUUUUCACUUUUGACAGACCUCUCAUCUGGAACAGAAAAUAAAUGAAUCGUUCAAUACCUCAACUGUCUCCACACAGUGAUGGUUGUUUUUUUCUUUUUUUCAUGAAGCUAAUUUUAACUGCAAACCAAACUGACUAAACUACUAUUAUGUCACUUAACUAUAAUUUCAUUGUAUAAUGUUGAGAAAACAUCACAUCCUCUACAAUAGACCAUACCACGUCAUGUAAAAAUGUCACGUGUCCUGCAAAUGUUUCUUUUCUAUUUGAAAGGAAAAUAAAUCCAAAAUAAACAAA
This is a messenger RNA of Larimichthys crocea (large yellow croaker), 3542 nucleotides long. It is a transcript of the gene mindy4, whose product is annotated as MINDY lysine 48 deubiquitinase 4. Gene Ontology annotation, molecular function: cysteine-type deubiquitinase activity; K48-linked deubiquitinase activity. The transcript is spliced from 18 exons. Gene Ontology annotation, biological process: protein K48-linked deubiquitination. NCBI's taxonomy places the organism in Eukaryota, Metazoa, Chordata, Actinopteri, Sciaenidae. The record is from RefSeq and is a predicted model, not a curated record. Bases 314 to 2473 code for a protein of 719 amino acids.